AUGUCGUUUCUCUUCAGGCAAACUCAAGACUCUGGCUCUGGAGAAGACAGGAUGGAUGCGUCUCACCACAUUCGGACACCAGAGGAGGCUGUCGCCAGAAUCGCCUACCUCUCCAGCGAUGUCAUUCUGUCUGUCCAGCCAUCCCUGGCCACAGAUUCCGAGUUCUCAACUCAUCUCAAGCGAUUCGCCAGUCGCCACGACCCUGGCUUAGUUGCUUCUAGCCCGAACGCUGUGCCGAAUGUUCAAUCAAUUCGACACAAUGCUGACCCUUUGCUAUCCGUGUACUCGCCAAUCCGCUCUGGAAAAUUGGUGUCCAUUACUGCAUCGUCGACUAUACUGCUACCUGCAGUAUCCCAUCUAUACAAGCUCGCCAACUAUCCUGUUGUCCUUCAUGUGUCCCUGCAACCCCGGAAGCAUGCAGAUUAUUCGUCCAUCACCGCCAUCCGUAACGCCGGCUGGACAUUUUUGCAAUCCGAGACCCUGCAAGAGGCACAAGAUAUGGCCAUAACUGCCCAUGCACUAGCAGUCCGCACGGGAAAGGCUGUCGUUCACUUCUUUGCGCCGGGAGCAUCGAUCAAUGACAAACCUAUAUCCAUUGAGGACACAGGUAUUUUGAGAGAUAUUCUUGACAUUGAAAGCGUUCGCCGCUUCCAAGCCGGGCAAGUCUCCGUAGCCGGUAUCUAUGCCGACGAUGGCCAUGUUGCUGUCUCAUCCGACCACCCAGAAGCCAUUGCAAACGGAAAUGUUUCCAGACACGCCGCGCUUCAGCCGCCGCCCAGCGCCGAUGCCUCCAAAGCUACCUCGGCGGGCACUUCUAUCAAAUCUAGUGAGGCAUCCACCCCUGUCGCACCAUCCUCUGUCGCGACUACGGUUGAGGCUCUACCUCCCCAGGUUUCUUCUGAAGAUAUUUACACUUGCGCAGCUCGCAUUUGGUCCCAGAUCAAGACUGCAUUAGGCAGGGAGUACGCUGCCUUUGAAUACACCGGCCCAGCAAAGGCUGAGAAUUGUUUACUCGUAUUCGGAUCCGACACUGGCUCUUUCGCAGAAGCUGUGGAUAAUGCCAAGGCUGAUGAAAUCUUCGCCAACGUGGGAAUCUUAACCCCGCGCUUAUAUCGUCCCUGGAUCGGCUCUAAACUGGUGGAAUCUAUCCCAACUUCUGUCAAACGAAUUGCUGUGUUGGAACAAAUCCAUAGAGCCACCACGAAAUGGGGCCCCGUGUUGAUAGAUGUUCUCUCGUCCGUCAACCGCGGCCCUGGAAACGUGGAGGCAAUCGUUGGAUAUCAGCUGGGUUACAUCGCCCCGACGACGACGACACAGGCUCUGAGAGGCAUUGUUCAAAAUCUCACUUUAGACAAGCCUGUUCAAAAUUUGGAGGUCGGAGUCAAGACGAUUCCAGAGCAAGCUGCUGGCUACGAGCUAGAUAAGCCGCAGUUAGAGAAUGCCUAUUCCAAAAUCUUAGACCAGGUCUUUGGAGACAGGAUGUAUAUCUCCAAUGCCCUGCAAUCCAAAAAUACUGGGGUUUCUGAGUCUAUUUCCGCUAGCCCCGAAUUCGGAUUCGGGUCACUCUUGGCUCGCAAGGAAUACCGCACCAAAUUUGUAUCAGAAGUGAAGGAUGCAGCAAGUAAUGGUGCCUUCGAGUCAGACGAGCCCAAGAGUUGGUUGGCACGAUGGGCUGUGCAUGCCAAUGAUGGAGCCAAAGCGGAGGACAUUGGCGACAACGUGGUUUCAAGGUUGGAAGCUGAUGGCUCUUCUCUAGCCAAAGAGCUUCUAACCAGACGCAACCUCUUUCGUAAGGAAUCCCUAUGGCUGAUGGGCUCGGACUCUUGGGCAUACGACCUCGGAAACUCGGGAGUUCAUCAUGUUCUCGCCUCCGGCGAAAACGUCAACAUGCUCAUCAUAGAUUCUACGCCUUACUCAGAAAAUUCUACCCCGGACCCGGUCCGCAGAAAGAAGGACAUUGGCCUCUACGCUAUGAAUUUUGGCAAUGUCUAUGUAGCAUCGACAGCCGUGUACAGCUCGUACACGCAGGUAUUGCAGGCAUUAUUAGAGGCCGACAAGUUCAAUGGCCCUUCAGUUGUCUUGGCUUAUCUCCCUUACUAUGGUGAAACCGAUUCUCCACUCACUGUACUUCAAGAGACGAAGAAGGCUGUGGAUGUCGGCUACUGGCCAUUAUAUCGAUGGAACCCAGACAACGAACGCAAAGGCGAGCCGAAUUUUUCCCUAGACUCUGAGGUCGUGAAGCAGGAACUGAAGACGUUCCUGGCGAGGGACAACCAACUCACCCAGUUGAUGAAAAGAGAACCCAAGUUUGCUGCUGCCUUGGCACAGGACUUCGGAACUGAGGUGCGAGCUCAGCAAAAGAGGAAGGCGAAGGAUGCGUACAAUCAAUUGCUGGAAGGCCUACUUGGCGCACCACUCACAAUUCUUUUCGCCUCUGAUAAUGGAAAUGCUGCUUCCGUUGCCAAGCGGCUUGGCAACCGGGGAAGGGCUCGGGGAUUGAAAACGACUGUGCUGGCUAUGGAGGAUUAUCCGCUGGAGGAUCUGCCACGCGAGGAAAACAUUAUUUUUAUUACUUCCACAGCUGGCCAGGGAGAGUUUCCUCAGAAUGGCUUACCAUUCUGGGAUGGUAUCAAAGACAACACUGAUUUGGAUUUAGCCACCGUGAACUUUUCUGUCUUCGGCCUUGGCGACAGCCAUUAUUGGCCUCGAAAGGAGGACAGAAUUUUCUAUAAUAAGCCCGCAAAAGACCUUGAUCGAGUUCUUGGAAAUUUCGGAGGCAGACGCUUUGUUGAGGUCGGCCUUGGUGAUGACCAGGAUCCAGAUGGCUAUCAAACUGGUUACCAGGAAUGGGAACCCAAGGUUUGGCAGGCUUUAGGAGUGGACAAAGUUGAGGGCCUCCCAGAAGAACCUCCUCCAAUCACGAAUGAAGACAUCAAGAUUGCGUCGAACUAUCUUCGAGGCACGAUUUUGGAAGGACUCAAAGACACAUCCACUGGUGCCAUAUCCGCUUCUGACCAACAGCUUACCAAGUUUCACGGAACAUACAUGCAAGACGACAGGGAUGUUCGGGAUGAACGAAAGGCCCAAGGCUUGGAGCCCGCAUAUUCUUUCAUGAUUCGAUGCCGACUACCUGGUGGGGUCGCGACACCAAAGCAAUGGGUCCAGAUGGACGAUAUCAGCACAACCUUGGGCAAUGAAACUAUGAAGCUGACCACCAGGCAGACCUUCCAGUUUCAUGGUGUGGUGAAGGGCAAGUUAAAGCCAGCAAUGCAGGCUAUCAACCGUGCACUUAUGACCACCAUCGCUGCUUGCGGUGAUGUCAACCGAAAUGUCAUGUGCAGUUCUCUUCCGACUGAAUCACGGUAUCAGAAGCAAGUGCAUGCAUGCUCUCAAAAGAUCAGUGAUCACCUUCUCCCAUCCACUAAUGCCUAUCAUGAAAUUUGGCUCACGGAUGAUGAUGAUAAGAAAACUCAAAUUGCUGGCGAGGCAGUUCAAGAUUUUGAGCCGCUUUACGGGCCAACGUAUCUUCCCCGAAAAUUUAAGAUUACAAUUGCCAUCCCCCCUCACAACGAUACUGAUGUAUACGCGCACGAUAUCGGCCUAAUUGCUAUUAAGGGUGCUGACGGAAAUCUCGAAGGGUUUAAUGUUCUAGCAGGCGGCGGCAUGGGAGCAACCCAUAACAACAAGAAGACGUAUCCACAAACUGGCCGUAUGAUGGGUUUCUGCACCGCAGAAGAAGUUCACAUUGCAUGUGAGAAGAUCAUGCUUGUCCAGAGGGAUCAUGGUGAUCGUAAGAACCGGAAGCACGCGCGACUCAAGUAUACUAUUGAUGACAUGGGAGUUGAUGUUUUCCGUGGCAAGGUUGAGGAACUUUGGGGCAAGAGAUUCGGCAAAGAACGGGCCUUUGAAUUCAAGAGCAACGUUGACACUUUUGGCUGGCAAAGGGAUGAGACGGGCCUUAAUCACUUCACAUUUUUCAUCGAGAACGGUCGAAUUGAAGACACACCUGAUUUUCAGAUGAAGUCGGGCUUGCGGGAAAUUGCAAAGGUACACAAGGGGGAGUUCCGUCUAACAGGAAAUCAACAUCUUAUUCUCAGUAACGUCAGAGACGAGGACGUUUCCACCAUGAAAUCACUCAUGAAGAAGUUCAAACUGGACAACGUUCAAUUUUCCGGUCUCCGCCUCAGCUCGUCUGCUUGCGUCGCCUUCCCGACAUGUGGACUGGCCAUGGCAGAGUCGGAGAGAUAUCUGCCAGUUCUCAUUUCCAAAUUGGAGUCAUGCUUGGAGGAAUGUGGCUUACGACAAGAUUCUAUCGUCAUGCGAAUGACUGGAUGUCCAAAUGGCUGCGCCAGACCAUGGCUGGCAGAAGUAGCAUUCGUCGGUAAGGCAUAUGGUGCCUAUAACAUGUAUCUUGGCGGUGGAUACCAUGGACAGCGCCUAAACAAGCUCUAUCGCUCCAGCAUCAAGGAAGAAGAGAUCUUGACCAUCAUGAAGCAACUCUUGAAGCGAUAUGCAGUGGAACGUGAGAACGAUGAGAGGUUUGGGGACUUUUGUAUUCGUGCCGGCAUCAUCAAAGCUACGACAGAUGGGCAAAAUUUCCACGAUGAUGUUGAUGAAGAGGAAUCAGAUGACGAUUAA
Messenger RNA from Pochonia chlamydosporia 170, 4638 nucleotides. Its product is annotated as sulfite reductase beta subunit. Gene Ontology annotation, biological process: sulfate assimilation. NCBI's taxonomy places the organism in Eukaryota, Fungi, Ascomycota, Sordariomycetes, Hypocreales, Clavicipitaceae. Bases 1 to 4638 code for a protein of 1545 amino acids. Gene Ontology annotation, molecular function: FMN binding; iron-sulfur cluster binding; sulfite reductase (ferredoxin) activity. The transcript has 4 exons. Gene Ontology annotation, cellular component: sulfite reductase complex (NADPH). The record is from RefSeq and is a predicted model, not a curated record.